Colletotrichum chrysophilum is the source of this 2547-nucleotide messenger RNA. RefSeq lists its product as uncharacterized. Lineage: Eukaryota; Fungi; Ascomycota; Sordariomycetes; Glomerellales; Glomerellaceae. The record is from RefSeq and is a predicted model, not a curated record. The transcript is spliced from 3 exons. The coding region runs from base 1 to 2547 and encodes 848 amino acids.
AUGAUGAGGGGACAAGGAGGACAGCAGCAGGGGCAUGACGAGGGGGAAAUGGUGGAAAUCGAUGUUCUUCAAGGCCAUCACCACCCUCACCAGCAACAAUAUCAACAACCGUACCAGCAGAACAACACCUCCUCUCCGAGCCAGAACCAGCAGUACCAUCAGGACCAGUACCACCAGGAUCAGUACGGCCAGAACCAGUACCAGGAGUACAACCAGAACCCGUACGGAGGCUCCUACGCCAGCACUCUCAACGAGUCCCAGCCCGACUUCCCCUUCGCCCGCGCCCUCACGAGCAACGCCCCGUCGCCGCAGCCCCAGCAGCAGCAGUUCCAGACGCCGCCGCCGCAGUUCGCGCAACCUCCUGCCAUCGCAGGCGGCGACGAGUACGGUCCUCCAGGCUGGGCAAACCGUCACUCCAUCGGCAUGUCGGGCGCACCGUCCAUCGGGCCCUCCAUCUCGGGGAUGGACACUCCCGUCGAUUCUCGCGCGGCUACGCCCACGCUGAAGAGUGGCCAGCAGACGCCGUUCGACUACCUCCCCGCCCCGAGGCAUCCGUGGUCAACUGAUUCUGCACCGAACAGCCCAAUGAACCAGAGCCACCAGAGUCUGCAGACUCUGCUCCCUGGCCAGGCGUCUCCGGUGCUCAACAAGGAAUGGGUGGAGGGCAGCGACCAGAUCGCGAGACUUCACAAGCGCGACGACUCCGAGAUCUGGGGCGGCUGGAAGCGCAAGCUCUUCAAGCUGGUCCCCUUCCUGAUCCUCUUCGCUACCGCCAUGUACCUCGCCUACCUCGCCCUGCGUAUCUACUGCGUCAUCUCCGCGCAGCAGAUCGCCAAGGAAAUCUACUCGCAGGCCUGGGUCUUCAUCGCCGUCGAGAUCGCCGUCGCCAUCCCCUCGCUCAUGCACAACAUCUGGACCAUGUGGUCGAUGAAGAAGCGCCACCGCCCCAAGCUCCGCCUCAUGGGCGACGAGGUCCCCACGGUCGACGCCCUGGUGACAUGCUGCGGCGAGGAGGACGACCUGGUCCUCGACACCGUCCGCGCUGCCUGCGACAUCGACUACCCCCGCGACCGGUUCCGUGUCAUCGUGUGCGACGACGGCAAGUCGGCCGGCCUGGAGGCCGGCAUCGCCGCCUUGGCCAUGACCUACCCGAACGUCUUCUACCUCGCCCGCCCGAAGUACCCCGGAGUUCCUCACCACUUCAAGGCCGGUAACCUCAACCACGCUCUCGACUAUGUCCACACCAUGCCCGGAGGUGCCGGCCAGUUCAUGGCUGCUCUCGACGCCGACAUGAUCCCCGAGCGCGACUGGCUCCGUGCCAUUCUGCCUCACAUGCUCAUCGACCCGAAGGUGGCUCUCGCCUGCCCCCCGCAGCUCUUCUACAACACCCCGCCCUCCGACCCGCUGGCCCAGAGUUUGGACUUCUUCGUUCACGUCAUCGAGCCCGUCAAGGACGCCCUUGGCGUCGCCUGGUGCACCGGUUCCGGCUACGUCGUCCGCCGCGAGGCCCUCGAUGAGAUUGGCAACUUCCCUCUCGGCUCCCUGGCCGAGGACGUCGCGACCUCGACUCUGAUGCUUGGCAAGGGCUGGAAGACGGCCUACAUCCACGAGCCCCUCCAAUUCGGCACCGUCCCCGAGGACUAUGGCGGCCAUCUCAAGCAGCGCACCCGCUGGGCCAUCGGAACCGUCGACACCUCGUUCAAGCUCAACUUCUGCCUGUGGGGCGACAAGGUCAAAAACAUGACGGCCGCCCAGCGCUUCUCUGGCUUCCUGUACGCGACGCUCAGCUUGUACACCAUCCUCCUGACCAUCUCCAUGUUCGCCAUCCCCAUCAUCCUGGUCAUGGGCAAGCCCCUUGUCGCCUACGCCAAUUACGAGCAGCUCCGCUGGCUCAUCCGCGCCUGCUUCGCCACCACCGUCUCCAACCGCCUCUGCGAGUUCGCCCUCUUCAUCCCGGCCGGCUACCACACCGGCCAGCGCGGUUCCCGCUACCAGCUCUGGAUGUCGCCAUACAUCGCCCUCUGCAUCAUCCGCUCCUUCAUCCUGCCCACCUGGCUCGGCGGCCAGACGCAGGCCUUCAAGCCCACCGGCUCCCUCGGCUCCGCCCUCAACGAGCGCGACCCUAAGACCCGCAAGAACAUGUUCCGCCGCCUCUGGGGCGUCCUCAUCAACUACAUGGCCAUCUUCCACCUGUCCUUCGUCUACCUCACCCUCGUCGGCGUCGUCCUCACCUCGUACAAGUCCUUCUACCUCAACAGCGACCUGCGCGACCUGCUCAUCAGCCUCAUCACCCACGCCUUCUGGCCGCCCCUGACCUUCAUCUUCAUCUGCAGCUCCCUGUGGACGCCCAUCGCCUACGCCAUCGACCCGCCCAACAUGCCCGACCGCGAGGCCCUGCUCGACCGCGAUCCCAAGACCUUCGUCGCGCACCCGUCCCCCGGCAGCAAGAAGAUCGCCUUCGGCGGCCAGGCCGCCUGGUUCGAGACCGAGCUGACCAUCACGACGGCCUACACCAUCCUCAUCUUCGUCUGCUCUUUCUUCUUCUAG